AUUUGAUACAGCAGGCUACUUACUGUAUGUGGGUCACUGUCCCUCUGACUAAAAUCAUUUUGUUUAUGUACAUGUGGAAAGAAGAGCUGUAAAGGCUCCUGACAUCUGGUUUGUUUUAGGAUCAGUCUUGCUGUGUAGACAGUAAUUUAUGCUUUCGGUCUCGCCUGUAACUACAUUGAAUACAAGCAUGCAUGUUUUUGUCAUACUUCUGUGGACGUGUGAACACGCAAUAUAGGCAUAUUAAAAUCCGCUAUGCAGGGAAAUGUAAAACUAUUCCGUAAACCUGAGUUGAUUUAUAGCCCAGGUGAGACUUGACUUGGGUCCAUAACCCGAGGGGAAUUUAUGUAUGGACCACUGUUUAUUUUACCACAAUAGGACAGCGUCGUCUCACUGUAAAUUCUCCACCCAGCCAGGUGUUCGUUCAAAUUAAUCUAAUCGAAAUUAUACACCUGUCGCAUAAAAGCGCUUAUUUCCUCAAAUUCAAAUACAACAUUCGGCUGCAGGAGGUAUGUGUUAAAACAAAGGGCACGCACAAUUAUUUUUCUUCCCCAAAGCGCAGUCAGACUCGCUGAGCAGUUGAAGGAGGGGAAAGCCGCACAAUCUUGACUAAACUAUUUGGAACUGGAAUAAAUGCUGCACUGAACAUUGACCAACACGAUUCCAAUCAAAAUAGAAAAUUAAGAAAUAGUGUAGCCUACUAUUACUAUAGCCUUACCAACCCAACUCAAUUUGUUGCCAGUGAUGUAUCCUGUGGUUUUCAAACUUUUGGGCCCGCAACCCCAAAAAAGCAGUGAUUAGAAAAUCAUGCGCGCACAAUCGCUGCGCAAAUGUAGCUUGUCAUUACAGCCAUAAACGGUGAUGCAUUUUCAAAACGCAAUAUAGGCUACAGAAAUAAACUGCGUUUUACACCUGCAUUUGGAGCUUAAAGUAAUUCACUUUAGCAGCCAAUUUCAACUAGGGAUAUGUCACUCAUCGAGUCCAGAGCAAGCAAAAUCAUAUGGCUUAAGUGUAGUGGCGGUUGCAGGAUCGGAUGGAAAUCAUGUUUUGUCUGCGCCGCACCAUCACUUAAGGGAAAUAUCGUAAUAAAUUCGCCAGAAUGUUACAUCUUCAUCCCAUACUAUUGAAGACAGUACGAUGUUAAAACUGCUUAUCUUUAGACAUAUCGCCAGUAGACACCCAAACGAGGCAUAUCUGGAAUAGGACAAUUCUCAAUCGCCAGGUAAUUUAUUGUUCUGGCAAAGAUGCGUCCGUAGUACAUUGCUAAACUGUAUUGUAUAUGGGUGAUAAACGUAGACCUACCUUGUUUUUGCAAGGCAAAACUGGAGGAACUGAAACAAGUACUUUCUGGUCACUAAUCUGGAUAUGAGCGACCAUUUUGCGCGCCAAUUGAUGACUGCUCGGGUCAACAACCAACUUUUUGGUUCUGAAGCAUAGAUGAGAAUUUAAGGACGACUUGCGUGCAGUGGGUUCAGGACAACUACAAAAAUAUAUAAUUUGGGGGGAAAUUUGUUAACGGCUUGGUCGGGGACAGUUCCUCUGAUUUCAACACACUGCACACAGGCUUGUAUAUAAUGCUCAGUUGCAUACCACACAUUUAUUUAUAUAUUAGUGUUAUUUUCUACACAUUAUUGGCUUCAUGCUAUUGUAGGCCUAGAUUGCUUGGGUCCACUUUUAGAAAUUCUAGUUUUGCGCUGAUGAAAAGGCUGUAAGGUUUUUUCCUAACAUGGCAAUAUUUUCCCCAGGGAUACCCUGCUAUUUCUACUCAGCAGGUAAUGUUUCCUCCCAGACUUACUGUGAGUUUCCAUUUGAAGUCAGGACUUUUUAUGACUUUGCUGCUUACGUCCAGGACUUUUUAUUCUUAAUUGGCGCCAGAGGCUCUGUAUUAAAAUAGUGUUUUAAAGGAAGGAGGAGACAAUAUUAUUGUUUCAAUGGUUUUGUGAUUCUAUUGGACAGGCACUCACACGUCAGACUGAUUGACAUGGAGACCUAUAUUUAUCACAACUACCCUCACCGGUACAGGAAAGACAGCAGCCCAUGCACAGGUGGUCAAGAUGAUUUCUCCAUUGUGGCUGGUGGGGGCAAUAUGCUGUCUGACGUUGCUACCAGUUUGGCUGGAAGCAAAGUCUCUGCUGAAUACUAUCAAGCAGGAAGAGAUGAGCCCUGUUAGUGAUGUGAGUAUUGAUUCGGACAAGGCUCAUGGCUUCCUGACUCACUCACGACCAAAGCGCAAUGUGGAACCCAGGUGGUACAGAGGCAACCCCGACUUCCAGGCUUACUACCGCUACUACAAUAGCAUUGGACACACAGAGGGGCUGUAUGAGAUUGACCGGAUCAGGCUGCUGUACCAGCAGAUGAGGCAGCUGGAGCAUGUAUAUGGCCCCAACGCCUCACACUUCCAGAACAAAUUGGGAGUGCCCACCGUCAAGAAGUGCGACCCGGCCACGGACAAAAAAUGCAAAGCCCUACCCCCUCCCCCAAUAAAAAGCACCUCUCAACCCCCUCCUGCUCCUGCCAUCUCCCAGGCUGACGUCAUGUACCUGUGCAAUGCCAAGGACCCCCUCUGCAAGCCCCAUAUUGUCUACCUCCCCACCGGGGCAUUGCCCGUACUGUGCGACCCCCGCUACCACCCCUCCUGCAACCUCCACAAGCUCCCUCCUCCACCACCAAUGCUUAAAAAAUCUGCCCCACAACUACCACCCCCCGCCCCAAAAAAGUCAUCUCCCCCUCCGGCCCCCAUCCACACCUACAAGGGCAUGGAGUAUGACUGCAAUCCCUACUGGGACCCAGACUGCCUGAUAGACCACCCACCUAGACCCUUCCAUGGCAAGGCUGGCCCACCCCCUCCUCCCGUUGAGGAGGAACCAGUUGAGGACGCACCACCCCCUGCAGCCAGCAACAAGAAAGUGGCCCAUCCCUAUCCCUACUAUGGCUACCACUAUAACUAUGGGCAUGAACUCUAUGAUCCAGUCCGCUUCCAGUACCCCUCCCCACCUUCUGAUUCCCCUGAUGAUAGUGGUAGUGACUAGCUCAUCAAAGCUCUAAAGGCAGUAUCUUUACUUACGCCUCAAGUGUUUUGUCAAUAAUGAAAGAAGAGUUGUUUUCCCCUCCAGAUGUAGAUUUAGAAGGACGAAGCAGCAGAGACCAUAAUUAUAGGUCUUCGAGCUAUUAAGCAUGUAACCGUCUUAUCAAUGUGCUGGUGAUGCUGUUAUGGGCAGGAGAGCAAACCUAUUUGUACAGCAAUGACCUGCAGGAGAGUGAUGCUAUAUUACAAUGAUUGGAAAUAUUACAACGAUAAGACUGAUUGAUUUAUUACUGUCCAAUGUUCCGUUGUCUAUUCAGCAUCCAAAAUCAUUAUUCAGUUACACAAUUUUCAUAGCAAAAAAAGAUAAAGUAAAUAUUGACUCAAAUUAUGAAAAAUAAACUUUUUAAAAACUCUG
Messenger RNA from Salvelinus fontinalis (brook trout), 3437 nucleotides. RefSeq lists its product as uncharacterized. The record is from RefSeq and is a predicted model, not a curated record. Bases 2052 to 3026 code for a protein of 324 amino acids. The transcript is spliced from 5 exons. NCBI's taxonomy places the organism in Eukaryota, Metazoa, Chordata, Actinopteri, Salmoniformes, Salmonidae.